GCGUCUUGGUCCUUUUAGCGCGUUAACCCCAUUUCCCUCCCUAUAAAUGCUCCCCGGGGAACCUGUUCCUGGGAGGGAAGAAGUGUCGGCUUACUUGUUUCUACUGCUACUACUACUGCUGCUUUUAUUUGCGCUUUAUAGCUGCUACUGCUGUUUUAUUUGAGAGAGAAGAAGUCGUUAAUGGCGGAACCGGAAAAGUUGAGCGGUUCCACCAAGGAAAACAAAAAAAGCAUGGGGAGAGAACAGGUGAACGAAGUUAAGGAGAUGUUCAACAAGUUCGACACUAAUGGCGAUGGCAAAAUCUCGUCGUCCGAUUUAGGCAACAUUUUGAACAUGCUAGGUUCGAAAACGUCGCCUGACGAAGUUAAACGAAUAAUGGAGGAGAUCGAUACCGACGGCGACGGUUUCAUCGACUUGAAGGAGUUCGAGGUGUACUUCGCUGGCGUGAACCAGACCGCUAACAACAAGGAACUUCGCGACGCCUUCGACUUGUACGAUAAGGACAAGAACGGGAAGAUCUCGGCGAACGAGUUGCAUUCGGUCCUCAAAAGUCUCGGUGAGAAGUGCUCGCUCAGUGAUUGCCGUAAGAUGAUCAGAUCCGUUGAUGUGGACGGCGACGGCUGCGUUAACUUUGACGAGUUUAAGAAGAUGAUGGGAGGGAGUACUUGAUUAACUAAUACUAGCAUCUUCAUGAUUAACUGCAGAUUUAGGAUCUUAAAUCACUUCGCCCUAAUCAUUUUUAUCCUUUGAUCUUCUCUCCCGUAGAUUCUCCUUUUAAUAUUGCUUUCGUUUUCGUUUUUUUUUUUUUUCUUUUUUGUUGUUAUUUUGGGAGGGAAAAUUGAGAAAUCCAGUGCUGUUGAUUGCUGUUUAACCACUGAAGCAAUAUAGAGUAAUGGUUUUUAGUUAGUAUUUGAACGUGGAAGC
Molecule: messenger RNA, 924 nt
Organism: Coffea arabica (coffee)
Lineage: Eukaryota; Viridiplantae; Streptophyta; Magnoliopsida; Gentianales; Rubiaceae
Source: RefSeq, a predicted model, not a curated record